Molecule: messenger RNA, 3758 nt
Organism: Papilio machaon (common yellow swallowtail)
Lineage: Eukaryota; Metazoa; Arthropoda; Insecta; Lepidoptera; Papilionidae
Gene: nwk
Product: protein nervous wreck
Exons: 18
Coding region: 115-3111 (998 amino acids)
Biological process (GO): regulation of actin filament polymerization; neuromuscular synaptic transmission
Cellular component (GO): recycling endosome; neuromuscular junction
Molecular function (GO): protein binding
Source: RefSeq, a predicted model, not a curated record
GUUUAUGAACGGGCGUGCGGGACUGCGAACGCGGCAGAGCACCGCCACGCUUACGUGUGUUCUGAUCGACCGGUAGCGCGCUAGUGAACCGAAGCCAUCGCUCGCGACCUCAUCAUGCAACCCCCGCCUAGAAAGAGUAAUUAUACGAAGUUUCUAAAGAAUCUUCACACGGAGCAGAUCGCCAAGCUCCACGCGAAGAAUCAGCAUGAGUGCGACUUGCUGGAAGAUCUGCGAACUUACAUCAUCAAACGUUCCGCCAUCGAAAAGUCCUAUUCUGAGGCUCUACUGAAAAUAUCUUCGGCCUAUCUGAAUAAGAAAAUACCAAACAUCCCUGACAUUAAAGUCGAUGGAGCUGAAGAAAAGUGGAACAUGUGGAAUGUCUGGCGCACGGUACUUGAAGAGAACGAGAAGUUGGCCCGCGCCCGGCUCGCUGCCUGCGAGGUGUUCCAGCAGCAGAUCGCUGACGAAGCCAAGUUCCUACGCCAGCAUAAGAUGAACGUUGCUAAAAAGAGCACCGACUUGCUGGCCCAAGCACAUAAGGAGCUGCAAAUGAGCGUGCUCGAUGUUGACAAGACCAAGAAGUUGUACUUCGACGAGGAGCACACAGCUCACGACGUGCGUGACAAGGCAAAGGACAUCGAGGAAAAAUUGAAGAAGAAGAAGGGUUCGUUUUUCCAAUCCAUUACAUCCCUUCAGAAAAACAGCGCUAAAGUUUCAUCUCGUCGUGACCAACUCGAGGAGAAAUCUACUGGAGCGAGAAACGAUUACUUGUUGAGCAUUUCUGCAGCUAACGCUCACCAGAACCGAUACUUUCUGGUGGAACUUCAAACAUGCAUGCAAAAUAUGGAAGCUUCAGUUUACGAAAAAGUGUCUGAGUUUCUUACUCUGAUGGGUCGCACUGAGCUUUUGACUUGUUCUGCCACUCAGCACUCCUUUGGUAAAAUUAGGGAUCAAGCCCAACAAUUGACAAGGGAGUACAAUUUGCAAUGUCUUUACCUUUACUAUCCCGUGCUUAAGCAACACAUUCAGUAUGAAUUUGAACCAUGCGAUAAUGAUCCCAUUGACACCGUGACUAUGGAGCACGAGUCAGUGUCGCAAACUCUGGCACAAGAAGCUCGUCGUUGGGCGACCCGUGUAGUUCGGGAGACUGCUCUUGUAAGAGAUGCAACUCGUAAACUACAGCUUUACCAAGCAAUGCGCGAUGCAGGACAGAAAGUUGACCCUAACGAUCCCAAUGGACCGGAAUUAGAAGUGCGAAUGGAUGAGCUACGAUCAAACAUUCGUCGUUCUGAGACAUCGCGGGCAAAAUAUGAGGCUAGACUGGAGUGCUUGAGAACUAGCGGUGCUCCCGUAGACGAAUGGCUCAAGGAAAUUGACUUAUUGGCCGUACAAGAUACAUUGCCGCGUAGUAGCAGCCUGCUUAGCGUUCGUACCGAUGCCUCGGGCGCAGCUGAUCAACCUAGCUCGGAUUCAUUCUAUGACAGCGAUAAUACUGAGGGUGAAGCAGGUACCUCUGCCGCUGCUACAGCUGGAACAAGUGGACACCAGCGUACCACGUCCGAUUCUCAAAACGAGGAUGAGCAAGAUGAAGAAGUCGAUGGUGAUUUGGAAGAAGAUCGUAUGCGUAUAGAGCAGCUGACCGUUGGAUGGGAUGAUCCAACUCAAGUUAAUUGGGACGAGUCAGAACCUGAACCAGCAGCCCCGGAGACAACUACUGAGGCACCUGCUGCCCCAUUGUACAAGUGCACUGCUUUGUACUCUUACACAGCUCAAAAUCCGGACGAACUGUCCAUUAUUGAAAAUGAGCAACUGGAAGUGGUAGGAGAAGGUGACGGCGAUGGUUGGCUCCGUGCUAGAAACUAUCGCGGAGAAGAAGGAUACGUGCCCCAUAACUAUCUGGAUGUGGAAAGGGAACAGCCUUCCAGUACACCAGGACUCGUUACUCAAAUUUCCUUCUCUUCUGUGGACUAUACCGUGGAAGGAGAAGAUGCUGAUGUGGUGGUAUCGCCAGAUCAAAUUUCAGUGAUCUCAGCUCCGACCGCUAAACCCGAGGAAGCGAAGGUCGAAGAAGUUCCUAAAGCCGAGGCACCGCCUCCAGAACAGUUGCCCACUCUCGGUUUUUGUUUUGCUCUUUAUGAUUAUGACGCAGAAGCAUCCGAUGAGCUCAAUCUCGAGGAGGGACAGAUAAUUCGUAUCGUCUCACGUGAGGCUCAUGACGUGGAUGACGGCUGGUGGCGUGGAGAAGUUAACGGCGUCGUCGGCAACUUCCCCUCGCUUAUUGUCGAGGAGUGCGAUGAGAAUGGAGAGCCGCUGAGUACUGGCGAAGACUGGACUCCUCCAAGCUCUGCCCCCCCUGUGUUUUCAUCUCCACCGAGGACUCCCGAAGCCGGCUAUGAUGAGGAGGUUGUCAUGAUGGAUAACAACAAUAGUAAGAGCGUCGCUCCGCCGGUCGAGCCGCCGCCGCCCCCGCCAGCCGACCUCGGCGACUCAAUGGACAGUCAACCUGACUUCAGCUUUAAUUUAGAGCUAAGUAGGAACCAACACGAGCAAUACGAUCUUCAAUUCGACGAGGCAAACAAUACCCAGAUCACCCCCGCUGUCACCAUAGUAGUCGAUGAAGUUGUCGGUGAUAAUAUUGAGGAUGAGGACGAAGAAGUGCAGGCCCCUCCGCCGCCACCGCCCCCGCCUCAGCCCAAACCUGCGCCUCUGAUUGUUGAAGCUGGCAGCAGCGGCUGCGGCCUCGGAGUGGCGCAGAUUGUGAUCACCGCCGCUACACCCAUGGUCGAAGAGCCUGACCAGCCGUUCCCUCCGCCAGAACAGGAGCCCCAACCCCAGCAAGACGAGAACGAUGACGAAGAGUCCUCGCUCUCGGAGCAAACGGCCGUGUGCUUGCGCGACUCCGGCGACGGCACGGCGCCCUCCGCCCCUCACCCUGCAUCCAGCUCCACUGCGUCCGAGGGCGAGUCGACCGGCGCCUCGGUAGCCUCCGGUCCCCCCACCGCGCCUCAGUCUCCCCCCGCGGCACCGCGAGCUGGCCGAGCCUCCAUCCCCGACGAACUGGAACCCGCACAACUCGCGAGGCUUACCGACCUAAAGGAGUCUAACGCUUAGAUCUGAAGUCUCCGCUGAAUGAAACUUCUUACUCUAUCUCUAAGCUCUGUAAUCGAUGUUACUGACCCGUCGGUAGGUUUUUUUUCAACGAUGCUACGCGAUCAUCCCCCAAACGUUUAACUAAAACUUUUAUACAUAUAUAUAGUAGUAUCUAAUGAUUACUAUAUUUGAUCAAUUUUGUGAUCUGUAUCACUAAAGAACAUCGCGCAAAAUAUUAUUUACUUACAUGAAAAUAAUAAUAAAAGUAUUACAUAAGAAAAAAAAUCGAAAGGUAGUUACUUGUCACGUGUUCAUUUCUUUAUCCCCCACUAUUGUUUUAGUUUCCAUCGGAACGACAUGACCUAUUUAAAUAUAAAUCUUUAACACUCUAGCUAUGGGAUGGAUCUUAAAAAGUAUAAUACGGUUCGCACUCACUCGUUGGUGGUCUCUUUGCGAUGUGUUUAAAUAAACCACUAGGCCGUUUCUCAACGCAUGCCUUUAAUAAUUCGAAUUUCAAAUUUCGACGGUAAUUAUGCAGUAACAAUUACUUCAUCAUGUCAAAUAAGCUUAACUUAGUUAUUAAGCUAUUUACGAACUUUUAUACACAAAUUAAUAAGUAGUCAAAUUACUUUUAGUAUUUGAAUAUUUGACAAUAGAACUAAUAGAGA